Molecule: messenger RNA, 1053 nt
Organism: Kwoniella shivajii
Lineage: Eukaryota; Fungi; Basidiomycota; Tremellomycetes; Tremellales; Cryptococcaceae
Exons: 8
Coding region: 1-1053 (350 amino acids)
Biological process (GO): protein modification process; protein catabolic process
Molecular function (GO): protein-N-terminal glutamine amidohydrolase activity; protein-N-terminal asparagine amidohydrolase activity
Source: RefSeq, a predicted model, not a curated record
AUGAGUCACGCUUCAAGUGCCCCUCCUUCAAGACCGUCUUCUCCCGCUCCUCUAUACCGUAGAUCAUCCGCAAGAAUAGCGUGUGUGCAGUAUGAUGUCAAGCUUGGACGCGUGCAAGAGAAUUCAGCCAAAGUGGAAAGCCUGACUCAACACCUUCAACCUGGCUCGAUAGAUCUAUUGGUAUUACCCGAAAUGUGUUUAUCCGGAUAUAUAUUCAAUAACCCAACAUCAAUCUUACCAUAUCUUGAACCACAAAGAAUUGGACCUACUUCACUUUUAGCUAGAUCACUAGCACAGAGGUUGAAAUGUCAUGUGAUAGCUGGAUAUCCCGAGGCUCUACCCUCAGCACCACAACCAUUUAGGUCUAGCUCAUCAUCAUCUAAGAGACUGAAUUUGAUGUCGGAAGGAAACGCGGGUCCGGAUGAGAUGAAACAAUUGGAUGGGGAAGGUACGGGUGUAGGACAUAAUUCAGCACUGGUCGUAGGUCCUACAGGCGAAGUCAUCGGAAAUUACAGGAAGACAUUUAGAUUCGAAACGGACAAGAAUUGGGCAAGAGAAGGAGACGGAUUCAUGCAUUUUGAUCUUCCAGAUCCACUAGGUCGAGUAGCCGUAGGGAUCUGUAUGGACAUGAACCCUAAAGAUUUCAUUGCCCCAUGGGACGCAUUUGAAUUAGCUAAUUACUGUCGUGAUAAUUCCGUCGAUAUGCUCGUCGUCCCAAUGAAUUGGCUUAGUCCCCCUGCUGAACCUCCAAAUGAAACACCAGAAGAAGAUCCCCAAUCUCCUUCUGAAUCAAACCUGAAUUAUUGGGCAGCAAGAUUACAACCACUUCAUGAUCCGGUACCUGGCUACACCACACCCCGAGGAGAGGUUUCAGAUCCGCUCGAAGGGAAAGAAGUCAUUUUCGUAGCUUGUAAUCGCAUAGGAACAGAGGAAGGUACGAAAUUCGUAGGAACAAGCAGUGUUAUGACCAUCUCGUCAAAUCCAUCUAGAAUAGAAUUAGUGGAAUGUUGUAAUAUCUCAGAAGAACGCGUUAUGAUUGCAACAGUGACAUGA